This is a messenger RNA of Clavispora lusitaniae ATCC 42720, 4821 nucleotides long. RefSeq lists its product as uncharacterized. Gene Ontology annotation, biological process: mRNA export from nucleus; mRNA processing. The record is from RefSeq and is a predicted model, not a curated record. Gene Ontology annotation, molecular function: mRNA binding. Lineage: Eukaryota; Fungi; Ascomycota; Pichiomycetes; Serinales; Metschnikowiaceae. Gene Ontology annotation, cellular component: THO complex part of transcription export complex.
AUGUCAAGUUUCAAUCUCACACUAAGAGACCCAGCUUUUGACUUUCUAAUGCCCGAUACGCAGAACCUAGUCUUUGAAUAUAUUGGAGAUGAGAUCAUUGCGGAUUUUAAAGGUUCUGGUUCUGAAUCGCUCCUCCAAAUACUCCAAGUGCCAGAUCUCUCAGAUGACGAUGCGUCGGACAUUAUAAGCACUGUUUUCACGGAGAUGCUAAUACUUUUUGAAGACGAAAAGUUGGAUACAAAAACAAUAGCCGAUUUUUUGGCUUUGGCAUUAACAGAUGAGAUGAAGGCAGCUAUAUUCUGCCAGGUGUUGGAUGUUUUUCCUCAGACUGAGAAGCUACAACAACUCUUAGUUUUUCUCUAUGAGAAACAAAAGAUAAUCAAACCGUCUACUCUCGCUCAAUUUCUCGAUUCAGAAUUGUUGAUUUCGCUGCAGAUCGUUCCUAGUGGUCCUCUUUAUCGUCAGCUAAACACGCGUAAAAGAGAUGAGUUUUACACCCAGAAGAAGUUCAAUUUAUACCAUGAGGAGUUUGAAGGCUAUUCAAAGUUGAUUAACGAAAUGUAUUCAAUUUUGAAAAACCCAGAUUGUGCAUUUCAAGUGAAUCUUGCCGUCCAAGUAGUAGAGCUGAUGAUUGGCCAUUAUCAGUUAGAUCCCAAUCGUGUUCUCGAUAUUCUUUUGGAUAUUUUCAGCAAUUUCAUUGUUGGCCAUCACAAGUUCAUCGUGCAAUUUUUCAAAGCUUCGAAAUGGUGGCCGUCUACUCCAGCGGAUGCCAUGAGUGGCUUCGAGACCUUAAAUAUAGGUGGAUGCGAAGCAGCAACGAAUUGCUUGGCUUUGAAAUUGGCCAAAUACCCUUCUGACAGGGAAUUACCUGAAACUUUCAAAGCUAUGAUUUCGAUCUUGAUCAAAGAGGGGUUCAUUAGUUUUGGACAACUCUACAACUGCUUCCAACGCAAACCUGAUGAAAUGUCUAUCUUGGAAAAGCAGUAUCAGAAGGAAUUAGAAGAUAAAGUAUUCCGAGCAAGUGCUAGUGCAUUGGCUUUGGCAGCACCAUUAGCUGAUGAUGAAGAAGAAGAAGGUGACAAAACUAAGAGUUCAAUAAACUCCGAUGACAAGUCAAAGAAUGACGUUUCUAAACAGACUUGCGAAUCAUUGAUCAAGCAUAAUUUUGAAUUCCAAAUGCUCAAAUCCUUUUUGGGAAAUGGUCUUUAUUGGCCCGCCGUUUAUAUUCUCUCAAAGUACCCGUUUGUUGUACAUGUUGACCCGGAAGUACCUGAGUUAAUGCAUCGUUUAUUGAGCGUUAUGCUUCAACCGAUCUAUGCCAAAGUCAAUUCGCUUGCAGGACUGGAUUUGAUAGCUUUUCAACAAGAAAAACCUUUAGCCUUCCCCCGUCCGCUUAACAAAGUGCAUUAUGAAGACCCACCUCAGUCAAGUUUGUAUUGUUUCAAACCUAUGGCUAAAGCUUUCAGCAACAAAAAGCUUGUUUAUUUUUAUACGGAGUGGAAAGAAGGACUCCCUUCAGUUUCUUCCAGCGAAGAUUUGAUCAAGAUUUCUCACCAAUUCAUAAAGUUUUAUGGUGUGCAGCUUGCGAGUGACAUCGGUAAUUUUUCAAAGCUAUGUGAGGUGAUAGUUGCAGAUCUUGAAAAUGACUCCUCUGACCCUAAUAAGGAGAAAUGGUUUUUCUACUUUAAAAAUUAUAUUUUCCCAGCUAUUGGAUCUAUUCAAGAAAACCACAUCCCAGCUGAUAAAGCGUUUGAGGUCAUGAAGUUUUUUAAAGAAGAGGAAAGGUUUAAUAUGUACGGUGAACUUCAUCAAGUGCUUGCGAAGAACAAUCCACAUGUGAAAAUUAUGUAUGGAAAGGCUGAGAAGGCCACAAAAGACUUGUUGAAACGUCUUUCAAAAGAAAAUGUUGAUCAGAUGAUGCGCCGAUUGGCGAAGGUUAGUUACUCUAAUCCCCUUCCCUGUUUUUUGACAAUUUUGCAACAGAUUGAAAGUUAUGAUAAUCUCAACAACUUGGUUGUUGAAACUGCAAGGUACUUCAACAACUACGGCUGGGAUAACUUGACUCUCGCAAUAUUAAUGAGACUUUCUGCUUCUGGGAGAACUAGUUUCCAAGCGGACGGCUUAAAUGAGCGUCAAUGGAUUCAGUCCCUUGCAUCUUUUGUGGGUAAGUUAUGUCUGAAAUACCCAGAGAAGAUUAACUUACAUACCAUUCUCCAAUUUCUCUUAAAGUCUUUUCAUAACAAUGAGGGCUCAGGCUUACUAGUUCUCAAGGAGAUGCUUUCCUAUAUGGGUGGUAUUCAGGCUAUAACGAACUUAACUGUCCUUCAAUUAAACCUCAUCGGCUGUGGCUCGUCUUUGCAGAAGAUAGUGUACGCCACUAUCGGAGAUCAACGAUUUGAGAGGCAAUUAUCUGGGAAAAUUCUUUGCGAAACUUUAUUUAGUCGUGACGUGGUGAAUGAGUUUCUAGUACUUUUGUGCAAGCUAAAUGCUGCUCUCAUAUCGGGUUCUGAACUCUCGCAUCUCAAAGUUCUUGCAAACAAAAAUGAUGAUAUUGAUGCAGUCUUGCAUCUUUUUUGUACACUUAUUGAUGUUUUUGGAAACGAAGAACAAUCGAAAAAUCUCCUUAAUGUUUCUGUUUUAGUUGAAGAUUACGGAGUGCCUAUCCCGUGGGCUUUUGAAGUAUGGAGAAAAUAUUUACAACCCGAGGACAUUGAAGAGCUCAAAACUGGCUUGCAGGAUACCAAUCAUACAUCAUUGAAGACAUGUUUAUCAACUGAUAUGUUUGUUACGUUUUGGAAGUUAAAACUCUACGACUUGAACUAUUCCACAGCACUUUACGAAUCAGAGACUGAAAAAUUGACCAGUAAAAUAAUAAGCCUCAAAGAAUGGAUAAAUUUUGCUAGAAGAGAUCGGGAAACAACAAAAGAGUCGCUACUCAAAAGCACUUCUGAGCUUAGACAAACAGAAAAAUACAUCUCUGAGAUUCCUCGAGAACAGGCUGCCCAUGAGGAGCAUAAUAAAAUGAUGAUCGACAGUCUUGUUUCUCUGUCACGUCUGUGGUUUGCGGAUGCGAAUAUUGAUAGUAUCAAAGCCACAACUACUCAUCUUCUUCAAGAGUGUAUCCUUCCUCGAGCUGUACACUCAUCUUUUGAUGCUCUUUACAGUGCAGAAUUCCUUUUCAAGCUCCAUGAUAUUGGUACCCAAAACUACUCCAUUAUUCUUGCCUUAGAUGGAUUGUUCAGGACAAAGUUGCUCUUUGGCACUUUGUUCACAUGUACACCAACAGAAGCUGAGAACUUGGGAAUUUUCUACUCAGUAAUUUUAACAAGAUUGAAUUCAUGGACAAACGAAAGUGUCUUCAACGAGCAAUUACUGAAUGGUACCCUCUUCACUACUGAUAUGGGAUCGCAGCUUACGUUGAACGAAUUCAGACAAGCCGUUUUUGAUUACCACAGUGAUCUUUUGGAAGACAUUUCUCUGGCAUUGACUGUCCAGGAGUACAUGUCUAGAAGAAACGCCAUCAUCUAUUUGAAGAAUCUUUUAGGAAUUUAUCCUUCUGUUGAAGAUCAUUGCGAAGCUAUCAUUGAACUUAUUGAAAACAUAUCGAAAGACGAGAAUCGUGAUGAUUUGAAACUUUCGUCAAGUGCUUUAAUUGGCCAUGUAAAGUCGCGCUCGGGAUCAUGGGUCCAUAUGUGGGAUUUCAUUGACAUGCCUGUUGAUGCCAAAGCCAAGCAGGUUGAAAAACGAGAAGAAAUUAAGAAGAUGCGUGAAAAGGCUCGCCAGCAGGAGUUGAAAUUGAAACAAGAAGCAGAAAAGAAAGCAUAUGAUGAAGAGCAAAAGAGAAUAAGAGAACGUCAAGAAAAACUUGCAAAGGAGCGAGAAAUGGAAAGAUCAGCACAAGCACAGGCUGCUUCUACUUCUAUAAGCUAUGAUGAUUCUAAGCCCAGGACAGAGAGAUCACAUGCGCGAGUGGACGAAUCCGCCAGAGGGAGAUACGAUCGCUACUCUUCAUCUGCUAGUGAACAAUCUUCUCUGCGUCCCAAUGGAUCUACAUCGGGUGGAUCUAAACCCAUUAAAGGCGAAGAAAAAAACAGCUCUUUGAAGGAUGCUAAAAACCUGGGACCAUCUAAAGACUCGACCAAAGAGUCUUUGAAGAACCCUCCCAGGGAACCACUGUCUACAGCAAGAGAACCAGCGAGAAACUCUGCCCCAAAAGCACCUCUCAAAGACAAUAAUGGAACAAAACCACAGAAAACCUCGGGACAUCCUACAAGGACCACCGUUUCUGUUCCAUCUCAGAAUCCUCAGAAGCCAAUGGAUCGGUCAAGAACACAACCAGAGAAGUAUGUUAGAGCCCCUGUCCCGCCUCCUACUCAGAGCCUGGGUGAAGAUCUUUUCCGUCUGAAGCUUGGGCCAAAGGGAACCUCAAGACUAAAGGACAAGAUUAACGAAGGAAAACAGAAAUAUAGGGAGAAUAAGGCGCUGUCUGAUGUCGCUAAAAGUAGAACAUCUUCCCCAGCGUCCAAUACAAGCUCUCGUCCACUGACGCCUGCAGCAGUUCCUCCUCCACCAACACCCCCAGUGCCUACGAAAAGAGCACCCUUGCCUCCACAACAGGCUCCACCUAGACCAGGCUUCGGAAGAGACGGAUAUGGAGGCCGCCCUAGUGGGCCACAUAGGCCAAAUACUCAGCAAGCAGGCCCAUUGCCUCCUCCAAGUGUUCCUCCGCCUAGAAGCGAUGGCAAGGACGGACGUUAUCGGAACGAUAAUAAAAGAAGAUACGAGGGUAGUGGGCACUAUGAUAAGAGACAAAGAUACUGA